AUGUUAAUUACAAACGUCCUCCCAGUCUUUGCCCUCCUCGGCUCAUCUCUCGCCUUGGACAGAACAAGACAUCAACAUCCUGCUCGCGCUUCAGCUUGCACACCAGUGGCAGGUGGAUCUGGCUCAAUUGACGAUGUUCCCGCUAUCAAAUCUGCAAUCACCAAAUGUGGCAAGGGAGGCACGAUCGUCAUCCCCGCUGGCAAAACCUACAACUUGAACAGCCCACUGGAUUUUGCGGGAUGUGUUGGCUGUGACUUCCAGCUGGAGGGCACCUUGAAAUUCAGCUCGUCGACGAAUGUCUGGAAGGGACAGACAGCAAUGAUCAACAUCAAGAAUAUUGAUGGACUCAAGAUCCGAUCUCUGACAGGCAAAGGAGUCAUUGAUGGAAAUGGGCAGAACGCCUGGGACCUUUUCGCCAAAGACAGCAGCUACCGUCGCCCGACCCUGCUCUAUAUCACCGGCGGCUCCAACAUCGAGGUCUCCAACCUCCGCCAGAAGAAUCCCCCUAACGUCUUCAAUUCCAUCAAAGGCGACACCAAGACAGCCAAGUUCCUCGAUCUGCACAUGGACGCCACCUCCAGCAGCAAGAAUGAUCCGAAGAACACAGACGGCUUCGACAUCGGUGCCAGCACAGACGUAACCAUCAGCAACGUGAAGGUGACGAACGGCGAUGACUGCGUGGCAUUCAAGCCCGGUGCAAAUGGUGUCAUUGUCAAGGACAUUACCUGCAUUGGAAGCCAUGGACUCUCGGUGGGAUCGCUGGGUAAGAAUAACAAGGACUUUGUGAAGAAUGUGCACGUGUCUGGCGCGAAGAUGAUCAAGUCGACCAAGGCGGUGGGAAUCAAGACGUAUCCUCCUGGAAACGGCCACGCCAAGUCGACAGUGAGCAACGUUACCUUCUCGAAUAUUGUCGUUGAUGGGUGUGACUAUGCGAUUCAGAUCCAGAGUUGCUAUGGAGAGAAUGCAGCUUACUGUGCGAAGAAUCCUGGGGACUCGGAUUUGACGGGCAUUGUCUUUGAGAAUGUUAGCGGGAAGACAAGUGGAAAGUAUAAGGCCGUCACGGGCAAUCUUUCUUGUGGAUCUCGUGGAGCUUGCGAUGUCAAGGUUAGUGGUUAUACUGUUGUGGCGCCAACUGGAGGUAGUGAGGUGCAGUGUGCUAAUACCCCAUCGAAAUUGGGGGUUAAGUGCACUGCGGGUGCCUCGGGCUGA
This is a messenger RNA of Penicillium expansum, 1209 nucleotides long. Its product is annotated as putative extracellular exo-polygalacturonase. Lineage: Eukaryota; Fungi; Ascomycota; Eurotiomycetes; Eurotiales; Aspergillaceae. Gene Ontology annotation, molecular function: polygalacturonase activity. Bases 1 to 1209 code for a protein of 402 amino acids. The transcript is spliced from 2 exons. The record is from RefSeq and is a predicted model, not a curated record. Gene Ontology annotation, biological process: carbohydrate metabolic process.